AUGUUUGGCAUAUCUGCUUUGGAGGGAACAUUCUCGUCGGUGAUGUGGUUUUUCCAGAAGAUGCCAAUGAGCUGUCUUAGACAGCGCAUAUGGGAAGCAUUUAUCCUUAGCUUGACAGGAGUUAGAUUGCAGGAUUUACUACCAUAUCGGAGGUGUGUGGCUACCAGCAGUGAUUUGGAGAGUGAUGCUAACAUUCUGACUCAUAAUGUUGGUCUUUGGGCUGAUGUUCCCUCUGUCGGAUCUUUUCCGGAUGGCCGAGAGGGGGAUUCUGACGUCUGGGUUACCCAGGAUCUCAGUAAUAUUCUGCUCAGGCAUAAGCCCUUAAAAGCUGAGUCAAACGAUGUAUUCGACGAGAAACUUGUGUCUAAGUCUAAAGAGAUCCAUUCAAAGGAAGAAAUAUGCAUGCUUGGGGACUUUAAUGCUCGGAUGAAUUCAGAACACAGUUCUUGGCCACGUUGCUUUGGAUACUCUGAUAUUGGCAAGUUCAAUGAGAACGAACAGCGACUAUUUGAACUAUGCUCCCAACACGACCUUCGUAUUACCAAAACCCCAAGGUUUGAUACUGACCACUCCGUAUUCAGCAGCAAAGUACGCAUACAACCCAAACGUAUUGACCGAUCCAAACAAAAAGGCCGUCCUCGUAUCACCACUGCUGGAAUGUCUAUGCCAGAUUUAAAGGAGCGUUUCACAAAAGCAUUGGACGAGGCCCUUAUGAAUUGCCCGAGAGUCAAUGCAACAGUCACCUGGGAUUACAUCAAUGCCGUAUACAUGACUGCUUCAAAAACCUAUUGGAUGAGAACGAGAAAGAAUGAGUACUUGAUUUUAAACUAUUUCAUAAUCAUAGAUGAUAGAAAACAGGAUCAAAAUCAUUCCAAGGAGAAAGAGGCCAUAUUUGACAAGAUGCUUCAAGGGAAGAUUGAUAAUCUUCCUCAUCUUCCAAGAUCAGUUGUCAGAAUAUUUAUCAGCUCAACGUUUUCAGACAUGAGGGCAGAGAGGAACAUCCUAUCCCAUGAGGUUUUUCCAAAGCUAAAACAGCUAUGUUUGUCCAAGGAUCUAGAUUUUCAGGUGGUGGACAUGAGGUGGGGUGUUACAGAAGAUUGCCAGAAUGACCACAGUGUGGAUAAAAUCUGUCUUCAGGAAGUAGCGAAUUGCCAAAAGUUGUCACUAGGACCUAACUUUGUGGCCAUCAUGGGUGACAGAUAUGGCUUCCGCCCAAUUCCUACAGAAAUCAGUGAGGAGGUUUUUCAGACUCUGAGAGAAGCAGUCCAGAAGAAUGAUGUAAAACUCAACGCUGUCAAACUUCUCGAGACAUGGUACAAAUUAGAUGAGAACUGCUUGCCACCUAUGUACAUACUUCAGCCAGUCAGAUCCCAGUUUCCAUUCUUUGGGGACUACUCACCGGGAUGUGAUGAAUCUCGAGCUCAACAUACUCAAGAGUGGGAGAAAACAUUUGCAGAUUUGAGGGAUAUUCUCAAAAGUGCUGCAUUGUCUUCACAUCAAGCAAACAAACUAACAGACAAACAAUUGCAUGAAUUCUACAUGUCAGUGACGGAGAAAGAGAUUGAAAAUGGAAUUUUAGAUGCAAAAUCUCCAGGCCAAAGUGUUGUUGUGUUCCAUCGAGAAAUCCAGUGUUUUACGAACUACGAAGACAGAAUGACAAAACGACACAUUGACACCACUGUAGAGAAUGGAAAGGCUGUUCCUGACCAAGAAAUCAAGUAUCUUCAGGGAAAAUUGGAGGAAAAAGUAAAGCAAAGGAUUGAAUCAAAGUAUUUCCAUGAUUUCACUGUGCGGUGGCUUCCAACUGGCAUUGACCCAAAAGCAUCCGAAGAACAUAAACAAUACCUCGACAAUUUCUGUGAGUACUUUUAUAAUGAUUUAAAAAGCCAGAUAGAAGCUGCUGAUAAUGAGAGAGAUUUCCGUCCUAAUCGCAAAGCUGGGUAUUACAGUGAUUUCAAUGAGGUGCUUCAUCAUUUGCAUUUUUGUGACACCAAAUGCCAGACAUUCUGUGGACAGGAAAACAUCAUGGACAGUGUUAAAAAGUACAUUUUGGAUGGUGCAGUGAGAAAGCCUUUUGUCAUCUAUGCUCCCUCUGGAAAUGGAAAGACAUCUGUAAUGGCCAUGAUCAUGCAGAGUCUGCCUGAGUGGUUCAAGAAUAAACCGCACGUUGGAAUUAUCCGCUUCUUAGGCACUUCUGCUCUGACUCUGAAUAUUUAUGAUGUGCUGCUUAGUGUGUGUGGACAGCUUGCUGAUGUUGCACAGCAGAUCAUGGAACCUGUAGGAUACAAAAGUAUGAAGAAUAUCCAAGAAUACAUGCCAAGGUUUUGGCGAAAGAUCGCAAAUUUUCUGAAAAAGCCAAUUGUUAUUCUUCUGGAUUCUCUUGAUCAGUUGUCACCUUUACACCAUGCUUAUGGACUACAAUGGUUGCCGACUACACUGCCACAGAACAUUAAGCUUGUGGUAUCCACUCUUCCCAAGGAACAUGGGAUACUUGAUAACUUGAGAGCUUUGCUGCCAGAUGAGAAGUGUUAUGUGGAGAUUCCAGAGCUUCCCUUGGAAACUGGGAUUGCCAUUAUUAACAAAUAUCUGUCAAAGCAAAACAAAAAAAUAACAGAGAGUCAAGAAAAGGUUUUGAUAAACACCUUUAAAAAAUGUCCUGGACCUUUGUUCCUUAAACUUAUUCUGGAUGAGGCACUCAAAUGGAGGUCUUUUACUUCGCCUCAUCUAGUAGAACUAGAGAAGACAGUCCAAGGAGCCAUUAAUAAACUCUUUGACAAUCUUGAGAUUAAAUUUGGAAAGGUCAUAACAAGCCACGCUCUAGGUUACAUCACCAUAGCAAGAGACGGUAUCUCUGAGAAUGAGCUGGAGGAUGUGUUGUCAUGUGAUGAUGAAGCUUUAGAUGAUGUUUAUCGUUACCACAACCCACCAGUAGAGGGCAUUGUUAGAAUACCCCCUGUUCUGGCUGCUAGGAUAAGAUAUGACAUUAAGGACUACAUCGUAGAGAGAAUAUCUUCCGACAAGUAUACUAUGAACUGGUACCACAGACAAUUUAUUGAAACAGCCAAAAAAAGGUAUGCUUCAGGAUCACUUGGGGAAAAGCUAAACCGAAAUUUGGUAGAAAUUUUCAUGAAUGAAGAUGGAGUUAAAAGAGACAUCACUCUUUCCAGGAGAAAGUUGACAGUCCCGAAUGCAGACAGACAAAUAACUCCACAACCACUUACGUGCAAAAACAAACGAAUGUUGCAAUGUCUUCCGUACCACAUCACCCAUGCUGGAAAAGCCCUGUCUGAAGUGUUAGCUAAAGAAAACUGUUUUUGUAAUUUCAAAUUCCUGAGCAGUAAAUUAUUUUCUAGCGGUGUUGAUGUAAUAGUGGAUGAUUUGUUUGAAUACCUGGAAAACAAAAAAGAUGAAGAAAUCAAGAAACUCAGAAAUUUUUUCUGCUUGACCAAGAGUGAGGUAUCAAAUUCGAGCAGACUUGCAAGCAAUAUACUUUCUUAUAUUAAUUCUGAUGUUAAUGAAUCUUGUCUUAAGAAGUUGAAAGAGCAAGCAACCAGGUACUUAGAAAAUCCUGACAACCCUGGAUUGAUACCAGUUUAUCCUGGACUGGCACCUAAGAAAGAUCUUUCUUCAUCUUUUGUGCAUUCAUACGAUGGAAUAGAGGAAGUAAUAAGCCGCAGUGAAAGCUCACUUUUGGUGAAAACUUACAGGAGAGGAAAUGCAAAGGUACAAGAUUUCCCACAUAAAAUGUUCCACAUUGGCACCCAAAUCCUCCAGCAAGUAAAUAUUCCAGACAUCAAACAGACAAAGCAUUAUCCAAUCCUAGACAAAGCAGGGGAAAAUGUCAUCUAUACCUCACACGAUUCCAUCACUCUGUUUCACCUUGUUAGUGGGAACCGUGUCACCAAAAUCUUUAGAGAUAUUACCAAUGAUUCAUCUAAAAACCAGAUGGUUUCCAAGGUGAUGAGCACAGACACUCGUCAUGUAGCUGUUUUGUUAGAUGACGGAGACGUUUUAUUACUGGAGAGUGACAGUCUGAUGCUGGUUGAUAGAUGGACUUUGAAAGAAGAAGUGGGGGAUGUUAUGGGAAUUCUAUGUACAAAAAGUGACAAUCUACGGAUGCUUGUGGCUGUUAAUUCAGAGUCUGGUGGUUCUAAAAAAAGUGAGCUUCGGCUGUAUAAAGCUGGAGAAAUGGAACCAAAACAUUAUCUUUUUAAUUAUCCGUUGUGUAAUGGUUUUCUUGGACUGUCCAACAAGGAUUCCUACUUUACUGCUGUUGCAAAAGAUGGAAUCUCAUCAAAGAUUUUGACUGUUGAUAUAAUCCAUGCAAAAGAAAUGUCUAAAAUAGAUAUUGAAGAGAGCAUAGAACAGAUAGAAUUUUCAAAAUCUAAUGCUUUUGCUUAUGUCUUAAUGAGCACAGGUAAAGUGUCUGCUGUUGAUUUACAAAAGAGUGAGGUCUUAUUCCACGUGGGGACUGAAAAACCAGUCACAAUCUUUGCAAUUAGAGAUACAUGCUCUUCCGUGCUCCUUGGUGAUAAUGAAGGGAUUGUCACACUGUACAGUUCCAAGACAGGAGUGAAAUGUGGAAGUUUCCAAGCAUAUACAGGGGCUGUAGAGAAAAUGUAUGUGUUUGAAGAUUAUUUGAUUACUCAGGGUCGAAAUGAAAUGAAGGUAUGGUCUUUGACUGAACUGCUGGAGGACAUCACAGAGUCAAUGAAGAAAAAUAUGGAGCUUUUGGCUCUGAAUACAGUGUGCAGUUUUGAUAUACAUCCAAAUGGAAUGGAGCUAGUGACAGUUUCAAGAGAUCACAUGCUACGGGUUUGGUUAUUGAAUGAUGCAAAAUUUAUAAAGGAGUUUGACAUUGGUAUGGAAGCUCAAAAGGUAGUCAUCUGUGCAGAUGACAAAUGUUGUCUUCUGGACAACAAAGGGGAACUGAAAGUUGUCAGUUUAAACAAAACCCAUGAUGUAGCUAUAGAUUUGCCAAGUCACGUUAUUGAUUUUACUGUUGGAAAAGAUGGCGUUACUGUUUAUACAAUUGGACAAAAAGAAAAAGCCUUGAUUGUCACUGUUUUGGAGCUAGAACAGGGAAAUACCAAAGAUUCUUUUACUCUUGAUGGCUGUUUUGAGAAUAUGAUUUACAAAGGUCCUCUGAAGUUUGAAACUCUUCAUUUGUGUCUGAGUGCCAGUGAAAGAUACCUGUGUGUACGCAGCAAGAUUCUCCCAUCUGAGUACAAAGCAAUUGAAGCAUCUUGGAAGAAGAAGGGUGUUCAACUUGACCAGGUUAACCUCUAUAAGUUUAUGGCUGUGGAUUUGAAGCAUGCAUUUUCUUGGAUGACAACGGAUUUUGUAAAUGGUGAGCCACAUCUUAAAACUCUUCAUUACGAGGCGCUAAAUACCUGCAUCGCUGACUUUACUAACGUACCAACUCUUGGGGAAGAAAUAUGUGCCAAUGUGGAAAACGAAAUGAUUAUAACCACUAUGAGAUCUGUCGUUUUCUGGAAUAUUUCCAAAGUUGAUUCAGGUACGUGUAAUCAAAGGACUUGCAAGAACAAGAAAUAUUUCAUGAUGUACAGGCCGUCUUGGUUCAACAACCCUGAAGAUUGUAAAGGAACCACAAAAGCGAUGGUUCGGAGCAAAGAUGGCAAGUUCCUGGCAUUGGGUUCGGAAGAUGGCUACUUGUGUAUCUACAGCAUAGACUCAGGGUAUCCCAUUGGAGAGAAACUACCGUCCACUAAACACUCUGCCUCAGUGAUAAAGGUUGCAUUCUCCCCGGACUGUCAGUGGGUAGCAUCUGCCUGUCAGAACAACACUAUCAAGCUCUGGGACGUCUCCUCGGGUAAGGAGGUCUUCAGUACACGGGUAGAUGCUGAAGUCCAACAGAUGAACUUCUCCGCCAAAUCCCAGUAUCUGGUAGUCCUUACUGGGACAAACUUUACACGGGUGCUGAUCUACAGAUUACAUACAGGAAAGAAAUAA
Messenger RNA from Saccostrea echinata, 5973 nucleotides. RefSeq lists its product as uncharacterized. NCBI's taxonomy places the organism in Eukaryota, Metazoa, Mollusca, Bivalvia, Ostreida, Ostreidae. The transcript is spliced from 15 exons. The record is from RefSeq and is a predicted model, not a curated record. The coding region runs from base 1 to 5973 and encodes 1990 amino acids. Gene Ontology annotation, molecular function: protein binding.